This is a messenger RNA of Lampris incognitus (smalleye Pacific opah), 1843 nucleotides long. Its product is annotated as ankyrin repeat and SOCS box protein 12-like. Gene Ontology annotation, biological process: intracellular signal transduction. Bases 25 to 936 code for a protein of 303 amino acids. The transcript has 3 exons. Gene Ontology annotation, molecular function: protein binding. The record is from RefSeq and is a predicted model, not a curated record. Lineage: Eukaryota; Metazoa; Chordata; Actinopteri; Lampriformes; Lampridae.
UGCGGAUGCUGCUGCCAGGGCUCUAUGAUCCGGCUGAGGUCCCCCGAAGAGGAAGAAAACAGCCUUAAGGUAAACCACCUGAGACUUGCAGUGUCACAAGAUGAUGACAGACUCCUUGACGACAUGCUGUGUCAGGAAAUCUUCAAGAAGGUCAUCAACUUCAGAGGUGGCUGGGGCAUUGCGGGCACUCCUCUGCGGCUGGCAGCUUCAAAAGGCCAUCUCAGGUGUCUGCAGGUCCUCCUGGCCCAUGGCGCCGACAUAGACUGUGUGGAUAUCAAGGCCCAGACGCCCCUCUUCACGGCUGUGUGUGGGAAGUAUCUGGACUGCGUCCUCGCUCUCCUUCGAGCCGGGGCAAACCCCAACGGCAGCUCCUCCAACAACUGCUCCCCUGUCCUCACUGCCACCAGGGAAGGGGACGUGGAGAUACUGCAGGAACUGCUGAAACAUGGUGCAGAGGUUAAUUCCCGCUCCAAAGUCUUGCUUUGGACUUCAAGUGCGAGUUUUACUAGUGGCCCACUCUAUCUCGCCGCUAUUUACGGACACAUGGAGUGUUUUAAAGUCUUGCUCCUCUAUGGAGCGGAUCCAGAUUACAACUGCACAGACUUGAAGCUUCGGAGUAAAAUCAAGAAGCCCAAAACUGUGCUUGAGAUGUGUCUUCGGCAUGGCUGUGGCAUGGAGUACAUCCAGCUUUUGAUUGAAUUUGGCGCAAACGUCUACCUCCCUACGCUGAUCAUUGAGAAGUCCACGAAGCAAAAUGAGGCUGUGGAACUGCUUCUACGAGAGAGAGGAAGCCCAAAGUCUCUGUCAUCCCAGUGCAGACUGGCUAUCCGGGGACACAUGAAGAAGAUCAACAGAAUCCAACACAUUGAUCAACUGGAGCUGCCGCCAUGCCUCAUCAACUUCCUGCAAUACAAGACGGCACCACUUAUUCUGUAGAUCUAUAGUUCUACAGAAGACUAAAGUGCUGCUAGCUCGUGUGAAUUACAUUAUGUGUAAACUGGAGUUCAAAAUGAAGUGAGGCUCUAGUGGUUUUAUUCUUUAGUUCUGCUGUCAUGUUUUCCAUCUGCUCCUUGCACCAGAUGUCAUAAGAUUUUAAAAGCCUACUGGGGUUUUUUUGGGUCCCAGUUUAUGGUUUCUUCUCUACUGAAGUCUAUAACAGACAAUACAGUUUAUUCUUUAUUACAGUAAACUCAUGGGUGGAAGUCUGUUGUGGAUGAAAAUAGUUCAGUUACAUUCAUCACUGAUUUUUCUUCAUUUAUUAGAUAAGAGAUAUGGUUAAAAAUGUAGUUUUAGCAAGGGAAACCAUUUUCAGUGGCUUAAGUAGAACUACUGCCGGUUAAGAGCAGCAUUCCCAUCAUUUCAGGCCACACAAUUGAAAGUAUGACUAAAAUAUACCAAAAAAAAUGUAUAUAAAAUAUCAACACUCAGCCUCUGAUUUCUGUUCACAUUUUCAGAGAAAAUGUCACUUGUACUUACAAAUUGGAAAAACUACUAAAAUCAACAUUAAUUCAUCCUAGUAUUACCCAGCCAGUUGACCAGCAGAAAAAAGGGUUUAACAAGAUGGAAACCUUCCAUUGAAUAAUUGUUAAUAACGCUUGGCGUCAUGACUUCCCUAGUUUGCUCUUUUCUAAUUUGUUCAUAAACUUCGAUGGACUUGGAACCAACAACAGAAUUGACCAUAGAUCUGCAGGUCUGGACAGCCAGAUUAUCGUGUUUUUUUCUCUGUUUUUCACCGUGAAGUUGUCAUGUCUGCUCUUUAUGUGCUAAUGCUGUUAGACCUAUUGUGAAUUUAAAAUAUUAAAUGCCUGUGGUUAUGCUGCAUUCUCACAUGUAGGAGUUUGCA